This is a messenger RNA of Acanthosepion pharaonis, 1821 nucleotides long. NCBI's taxonomy places the organism in Eukaryota, Metazoa, Mollusca, Cephalopoda, Sepiida, Sepiidae. The record is from the annotation of a GenBank genome assembly.
AUGAUAAAGAAAGAAAAUCAUUUUUUUCUCGAAGACAAACGAAGAACAAAAUAUCCACAACCUCUGUCUAUCUCGCCUUUCUGGUUAGCCACAACCUCUGUCAAUCUCGCAUUUCCGGUUGUCACUACAUCUCUCUAUCUCGCCUUUCCGGUUAGCCACAACCUCAAACUAUCUCACCGUUCCGGUGGUAACAACCACAAACUAUUUCGUCUUUCCGGUUUGCCACAACCUCUGUCUAUCUCACCUUUCCGAUUGUCACGAUUUCUCUCUAUCUCGCCUUUAUGGUACGCCACAGCCGCCAAAUAUUUCGCCUUUCCUGUUGGCCACAACUUCAAACUAAUUUGCCUUUCCGGUUCGCCACAACCUCUCUCUAUCUCGCCUUUCCGGUUGUCACGACUUCUCUCUAUCUCGCCUUUCCGGUUGUCACGACUUCUCUCUAUCUCGCCUUUCCGGUUGUUACAACCUCUCUCUAUCUCGCCUUUCCGGUUGUUACAACCUCUGUCUGUCUCACCUUUCCGGUUGUUACAACCUCAAACUAUCUCGCCUUUCCGGUUGUUACAACCUCUGUCUAUCUCGCCUUUCCGGAUGUUACAACCUCUGUCUAUCUCACCUUUCCGGAUGUUACAACCUCUCUCUAUCUCACCUUUCCGGAUGUUACAACCUCUCCUAUCUGCCUUUCCGGAUGUUACAAUCUCGCCUUUCCGGAUGUUACAACCUCUGUCUAUCUCGCCUUUCCGGAUGUUACAACCUCUGUCUAUCUCGCCUUUCCGGAUGUUACAACCUCUCUCUAUCUCGCCUUUCCGGUUGUUACAACCUCUCUCUAUCUCGCCUUUCCGGUUGUUACAACCUCUGUCUAUCUCACCUUUCCGGAUGUUACAACCUCUGUCUAUCACACCUUUCCGGUUGUUACAACCUCUCUCUAUCUCGCCUUUCCGGAUGUUACAACCUCUGUCUAUCUCGCCUUUCUGGAUGUUACAACCUCUGUCUAUCUCGCCUUUCCGGAUGUUACAACCUCUCUCUAUCUCGCCUUUCCGGUUGUUACAACCUCUCUCUAUCUCGCCUUUCCGGUUGUUACAACCUCUCUCUAUCUCGCCUUUCCGGUUGUUACAACCUCUGUCUAUCUCACCUUUCCGGAUGUUACAACCUCUGGAUCACACCUUUCCGGUUGUUACAACCUACUCUAUCUCACCUUUCCGGUUGGACAACCUCUGUCUAUCAACCUUUCGGAUGUUACAACCUCUGUCUAUCACACCUUUCCGGUUGUUACAACCUCACUCUAUCUCGCCUUUCCGGUUGUUACAACCUCUGUCUAUCUCACCUUUCCGGAUGUUACAACCUCUGUCUAUCACACCUUUCCGGUUGUUACAACCUCUCUCUAUCUCGCCUUCCCGGUUCGCCACAACCUCCAAAUAUUUCGUCGAUCCGAUUGUCCACAACUAUUUCGCCUCUCCGGUUCGCCAUAACCUUUGUCUAUCUCGCCUUUCGGUUGUCCCAACUUCUCUCUAUCUCGCAUUUCCAGUUGGCCACAACCUCAAACUAUUUCGCCUUCCCGGUUUGCCACAACCUCUCAAUCUCACCUUUCGUGUUUUUCUGAAAAUCUCUCUCUCUCUCUAUCCCGCGUUUCCGAUUGGUCACAAUCUCUCGCCAUUUCGCCUUUCCGCUCUCAAUCUCGCCUUUUCGGUUUAUCCCAACCUCUCUAUAUCUCAUAUUUCCGGUUGGUUAAUACCUCUCUUUAUGCCAUUAUUCUGGUUUGUCAAAAACUCUCCCUAUCUCACCUUUCUCGUUCAUCACAUGUCGAGAUUUCAAUGCAUACACAGGUAA